Messenger RNA from Bursaphelenchus xylophilus (pine wood nematode), 1113 nucleotides. Lineage: Eukaryota; Metazoa; Nematoda; Chromadorea; Rhabditida; Aphelenchoididae. The record is from the annotation of a GenBank genome assembly.
AUGAGCUCAAAACCUUCCGCUUCCACGGCUGGUUCUAAUUGGGAGUCGUUGAAAAAGGUAAACCAAUAUUAUGUUAGGGUUUUUACUCUUUUUAGGAGCUGAAAAAUGAGAAGAAGACGGGGAAGAUCCAAUUCAAGACUAUAAAGAAGGAGAAGAAGGUGGCUCAUAAGGUGAAUCGAUUCAAAGAAGCCCAUUCCCAAGCCGUCCAGUCGUUGAAGGGGUAAUCUUUUAUUUUUGUAUUUUUUGCUAAUUUAGGUAUAACUUGAAGUGGCGAUACUUUAGUAUAAGCGAUAUUAAGUCUUCCGCUUGCUGUUGAGAUCUUCCUUUGUUGGAUUGUCGAUGGUUUCACAUUAAAUUUACAUUGUUUUAUAUUUUAGUGGAGAUGCCAAUGCGAUAACUGAUGUCUUGGCGAUUGAUUGCGAAUAUGUUGGAGUUGGUUUUAAUGGCAACAUCGAUCAUCUUGCAAGGGUGUCGAUAGUCAAUUCGGAGGGUAAAGUGGUCUAUGACAAAUAUGUGAAACCACGCGAGGAAGUUACCGAUUAUCGAACACAUGUUAGUGGAAUUCGUCCCGGACAUCUCGUAAAUGGCAAGUUUUUUCAAUUAUUGUUCUGUUUUUAGGUUGUUAUCAGCUUAUUUAACCAGCUAUAUCAUCAAUUAUACGGAAGGUUUGAUGAAAAUAACCGCUUUUGAAUUCCAGGCCUUCCAUUCAAUCAAGUGCAACAAGAAGUGAAUAAGUUGCUGACCAACAAGACUGUUGUGGGUCAUGGAUUGUGCAAUGACUUCCGAGUGAUGAAUUUGUCACAUCCCAUGCGAUUAACACGUGAUUCGUCUACUUGGAAACCGUUGAGAAAGAUGAUAAACUACACCGGUAAACCCUCGCUAAAAGUUUUGGCGGAGAAAUUGUUGAACAUUAAGAUUCAAGAAGGAGAGCACGAUUCUGUGAUUGACGCUAGAACAGCAUUACGGUGGGUAGUUUACUUGACUUUCGAUUUGAAAAUCAAUUUUUUUUUUUGCUUUUUUUGUCAUGAGUAAUAUAAAAAUUUUUGUGUUUUUAGGAUAUACCAACUGCAUAAAAAGAAGUGGGACGCGGACAUAAAACAAAUGAAGAAGUAG